AUGGCCCCUCAUUCCUCCCGCCAGGACCAGACACCCCGAUGGCAAGGUGACUUGCCAGGGGAAGCCCAACUGAGGACUUCCCCGGCGGCCGCCUCGCGUUAUGGUCCGCCUUACGACUCUAGAAACAUUCUAACGCGGACACCAACAGGAGGCGGCGCUGACGUCUUGAGUCCUGGUUCCUCGACUUCUGGAGCAAACAGCGGCAGUUCUCAGCACAGCGCCCUCAGCGGGCUGUCCAGUCACUAUUCUGCCCAUGGAUCGUGGCCGACGCCCAGCGCCCCAGCUUACACCCUCAGCUCCGUCUCCCCAACCCCAAAUACCCUCACACAUGCGCAUACGCAUCCAUAUGACCAUAAGGCGAGCUCAUAUGAUCCCGGGUCGUCCAUGUACAACACCACCGCUCGCGCCCCCCAUGACCCCUCCCCCACCUAUGGCCACGCCCACAGCAGCCACGCCAACGGCCACAGCCAGCACCAGUUUCCUGGCAGCCUCUUCGGCCACGGAGGCGCCGCGUCAGGCAGUCUGCCAUCCCACGGCCACGCUCACGGCCACACGGCGCCGGGAGGCGGCAUCCUGAAUCCCCAGUCGACGGCCUCGACGCAACCUCCAACGCCCUUGAGCGCCGUGUCUCACGUUGAUCCAUAUACACGGCCCCCUUCGACUCCAAGCUACUUCUCGUCGGCAUCCACGCCGGCAUCAGCCAUCCUUCGGCUCGGCGCCUCAUCAACCCUCCUAUUAUCCCUCUUCGUCCAGUGCGCCCUCGCCCAACCACGUCCACGGCUGCCUCCAGGGGCCUCCACGCCCUCGCCGGACAUCACUCUGGCAUGGCGCCCGCCUCAACCAUAUCGUCCGUUUCAGUAUAGUAUGCAGGUUCCAUCCAUGGGCGGUCCCAUCAUGUCCAACCUCAGCAAUCCCAGUGGACCGCUCUCCAGGCACCGCCUGGUCAAGGGAUGUGGCGGGGAGAAGACGAACGGUACAGAAACAACACGCUCUCCGGGCGGGGGCUCUGAUGGCAGCGAAAGCCCACUGGCGCCAUCUAUCAAGAAGGAUGACGAGUAG
Molecule: messenger RNA, 1059 nt
Organism: Verticillium alfalfae VaMs.102
Lineage: Eukaryota; Fungi; Ascomycota; Sordariomycetes; Glomerellales; Plectosphaerellaceae
Exons: 2
Coding region: 1-1059 (352 amino acids)
Source: RefSeq, a predicted model, not a curated record